AUGCAAGAACCAUUGUUUGGGGGAGGACCCCGACCAUCCCAGGGGCUUCCAGCGACUCAUUCAGCUCAUGAAAACGUCAGGCGGGUCCGAGGGUCUGACGAGUUUUUACGUCUCUUCCAGAGCCCCGAGUUCCGGGAAUUUUUGCUGACCAAGCUCACCAAUGCCGAGAAUGCCUGCUGCAAGUCGGACAAGUUCGCCAAGCUGGAGGACCGGACCCGGGCCGCCCUGCUGGACAACCUCCAUGAUGAUCUCCAUAUCCACACACAGGCUAUGCUGGGGCUAGGACCUGAAGAGGACAAAUUUGAGAAUGGGGGCCAUGGGGGAUUCCUGGAGUCUUUCAAGAGAGCCAUCCGGGUACGGAGCCACUCCAUGGAGACCAUGGUGGGGAGUCAGAAGAAGCAUCACAGCGGAGGGAUCCCAGGCAGCCUCAGCGGGGGCAUCACACAUAACAGUGUGGAAGUGACUAAGACCACCUUCUCGCCUCCAGUGGCAGCAGCAACAGCAAAGAACCAAUCCAGGAGUCCCAUCAAGCGGAGGUCAGGAUUGUUCCCCCGCCUGCACACAGGCUCUGAAGGCCAGGCUGAUAGCCGGACACGAUGUGACAGUGUGUCUAGCACUCCCAAGACUCCAGACGGUGGACAUUCCUCUCAGGAAGUGAAAUCAGAAACCUCAUCCAACCCCAGCUCUCCAGAAAUAUGUCCAAAUAAAGAGAAGCCUUUUGUGAAGCUGAAGGAAAAUGGCCGAUCCAGCAUCUCCCGGUCCUCAUCUAGCACCAGCAGCUUCAGCAGCACCGCCGGGGAGAGUGAGGCCAUGGAGGAAUAUGACAUUGGGAGCAGCCAGCCCUCCACAGCUUCGCCCUUCAAGCAGGAAGUCUUUGUCUACAGCCCGUCCCCGAGCAGCGAGAGCCCCAGCCUAGUAGCAGCAGCGACCCCAGUUAUCAUGAGCCGGAGUCCGACAGACUUGAAGAACAGGAACUCGCCGAGGUCCAACCUGAAGUUCCGCUUUGAUAAGCUCAGCCAUGCCAGUUCCAGCUCGAGCAGCCCCGCCUCAGCCCAGGGAGACGGCUCCUCUUCGACCAAGACCCUGGGAACCUCCGUCCACUACACUAAUCCCUGAAGCUGCUCCCGAGCCGACUUCAAGCGCGCUGCCGCGCCCUCGGCGCCCUCCGUCACCCUAACGUCCCGUCCUUCUGGCGGCCUGCCCGGAGGACGCCCCGGAGGCCUCCUGUACCAUGUAGCAUCCACUGGACAUGCUGCAGCCCUGCCCCCGGGCCAUGCCCAGGUCUCUGCCCAUCUACCUUGUGAGCUGCCGGCCCCAUGCUGGCCCCUGCAGGGGAGCCCGGACAGAGGCUCCCCUGCUCUAAGCUUCCUCCCCUGCCGUCUGGCCCCGCAGGGCCCCGCCACAAAAGUCUCGUCUUGCUUUGGUUCGGUCCCUCCCGCGCAGGGUCCCCAGCCUGGCCGGUCCUGGAGGGAGCUACCCCUUCCGUCCCCAGGCAGGCUCUCCUUCCCCUCCUCUGUCCAGAUCCCCAGGCCGGCAUGGGCAGAGUCAGGGGGCAGCCUCCGGAGGGCCGAAGGACUGGGCCGGCUGCCCCUUUGGGGAUGAGCGAGAGAAAGGGGGAGAGGGAGGCUGAGGCUGGAGGCCAACCUUUUGGCCCCCCGGCAAGCCCGGGGAUAGGGAUGCGUUGAAGAUCGGUGGCGAGUUCGAGGCGCUUGUGAGUGAUAUCCUUGGGUCUCAAACGAAGCUGCCCCGGACAUCCCCUGCGCCCGAGGAGGGUGCCUCUAGCUAGUGGCCGCCGUCUUCACCCCAGAAACCAAGUUCAGGCAAAAGCCAUCAGGGCCAGCCAGCCGUUGUUCCCCCAUCCCAGGCGGCUCCCCAAGCGCUCAUUCGUUAAGCACUGGCCGGGGGGACACCGGCUCCUGCUCCCCUCGGCUGCUUCACCUUCCCGGCAGCCUCCUCAGCAGAAAGCGCUCCUGAGUGUGGGCUGCCCAACGCCCGGUGUCUCUGCAGCCCCCUCUUUCGCUCGCUUCCCUGGAUCUGUGGCCAGUUCCCGGGCAGGGCAUGAGAGGUGGAGGGCAGGAACGAGGAGGGACUAACGGAGACUGCGGAGGGAGUCCUUAGUGGGCGCUCCCAGGAGGAAGACGGACGGGUGCCAAGGCCGUGCCACCCGGCCCAGCUUCUGCUUCAUUUGGAGCCCGCCACGGAGACAAGGUGGCAUGCUAGUGCCCUCGCCUCCCCUGCCCAACCCCCGAGACGGAGAGCCGGCAAUCGCCAGAUGGGACGUAGCGCACGCUGUCGUAGAUCCAAAGCCGGAGGGAACCUUGGAGACGAGCUAGUCUAAACCUUUCAUGUCACAGAUGAGGAAGUGGAGGCCCGUGGAGGCCAAGUGGUUCAUUCAAGGUGGUCACAGUAGUGAGCCUUGCAGAUAUCUGGACCAAGAGGAACAAACCGAGAAGAAUGGCCAGGAGGCAAGCUUAAGGCUCCCCCGUCAACUGCCUCUGACUUUCCAAACUGUCAAGGGCAAAAAUCAGCCCCCUGUGCCCGAUUCCAUAGGAAGUACCCAGGUGUGCCAUCAAGCUCACGGCAGACUUGUUCCCCGGGCCUUCGCCCGGGAUGCCCCCCUUUUUCUGUCCUAUCCUUCCCCCCCAACCCGACCUGCUCUUUGGGGUACCCCUGGAUACAUCUCUGAGAUUUGUCUCCAGGGGCUUUUGCUAACUCCAAGGGAGGGACCGGGCCUGGGCAGAAUGGCCACGUCAUUUGCCUGGUUUGGUCUCUGUCGUCCCAGGGCUCCCCCUCUGGCCACACUCCAUCCCUCCUCUCAAUCAGAAAAUGGAAGAGAUUUGGAUCUUGAGCUUUGAAACAGAAGUUGGCUGUAGCACCAGGCAGGCCCUUCGUCUUGUCCCCCAAUACCGUCCCACACAGCCUCGGUGCAGAGGGAAGCUGAAUGUGUCCCCAGAUGUCAGUUCCGACCCCUGUGAAGAAGUGCAGCGUUAUUACUCUCAAGGACACCCACUGAUCCAAAGUCGGGGCCCCUGUGGCUUUCCAGUGAGUCUCAGGGCCAAAAUGCAGACAAUUCAAUGGGGCAGAGAGGCUCCUGGGGCUGGGGGUCCAGGGCUCUCCCAAGGAGAAGCCUCAUCCAAACAGCUUUAAUGAAUCGAUCACUCCAAAAGAGGCACACGCAACCUAUGUCCAGCCCUGUUUCCCUCAUGCACGUCGGGGUACCUACACGGCUUUCCUUUUUCCUGAGCAACAGUAUAAUUCCCUGCCGAUUAGCAAAGCAUUCGAAGCAAGGAGCCCAUUGAUUAGGAAUCGGUAAUGAUGCAAGAGUAGGCUGGGGUCCUCUUCUAUUUUGUUAGAAGGUGAGGACGGGGAGGGAGCGUCCAAGGGACUUCCUGUAAGCCCUUCUUGCUUACAGAUGAGGAAACGGAAGGUUUUGCUCAAGACCGUUUGAGCAAUUUGCAGAAGUCAUUUGCUCAGUCACUUUAGCCGCAGGGCUGGGGCUAGGAUCUGGGGCUCCAACCCCCCACGCCCAGCCAGGUCUUCUUUCUCAAGCUGCCCAUCUGAAGUCGCCCUUUACACACUACCUAUAAAGAGAGGAGUUUGUUUGAAUCAAUUAUUAGUUGAGGUAACAUUACUCAUACUAUAAAGAACUUCUCUCCAAAGUUGGCCUACGUGGGUGCUCUUCAAAAUGUCUUCGGCAGCACCCAUUUGUACAUAAACGGUGUGAUUAUUACAUGUGAUUCUUAUAUUUUCCUUAAAGCAGGUCAGGUAGGACUUGGCCACACUUUUCAUUGUGUCUGUACGUCCUUGAAAGUCAUAAACGAUGAUUAGUUACAAAAUAUUCUGUAUUUCUUUUCACUUGUCACUAAUUCAGCUUGAACCCUCUUCCCUCAGUCCUUGUCCCUUCUAUCUAGGAUAGACAAAUAAGGAAGUUUUGACUGGAGCUUGGAAGCAGCAGUGCCUUUAAUCAUGGUUUGAGGGGCAGCUAGGUAGAUCAAUGGAUAGAACUCCAGGAGGUCUUGGGUUCAAAUCUGACACCGGAUACUUCCUAGCUGUGUGACCCUGGGCAAGUCACUUAACUCUAAUUGCCUCUUGCUGCUUUUUUGUCUUAGAACUGAUACUAAGACAGAAGGUAAGGGUUGUUUUUUUAAAUCAUGGUUUGGGGUGAUUGUGUCUUUAGGUUGUAAUAUGUCUCCCCAACUGUGGAACAUCAGGAUCCACCUCUCAUGAUACCUUGGCUGGCUCUAACCACCUCACCUCACCUCCAGGCAGGUAGUUGUAGUUGUCCAUCCUCUCUGCUGUUCCCAAGAGAAGGAAGUUGGCGGGAGUAGAAGAGCAGCCUUGGAUUCCCAUUUCCUUAUAUGUUGACAUAAGUGGCUUCUGAAAUGAGCCGCCGUUUGGGUUUGGCGCUGAGCCCCAACAUCCUGUAAAUACUUUCCCAGUUGGCUUAAAAAGUGAACCCUAUCAGUCCAUCUGUGUCCCUACUGCCCAGGGGAAGGAAGAAAACAAGGCUAGGAAUAAGGUUCUUUCUUGUGCCUCUGGAUCUCAAAUUAAUUUAGAGCCAACAAUCCAAACUUGGCUUUUGAACCACCUAAAAGAUUUGGUGAUGCAGAAUCUCCUAGUAAGGAAGACCUCGGAGCCAACGUGCCAGGGGCCUCUGAGAGCUGCUCUUCCAAUUGCUCUUUAGCAUUGUCAGAUGCUUCUCUACUGUUGGCCUCCAGAGCGGCUUGUUGGCCUCAAAUGUGAAGAGUAACCUGCUGGUUGUCUCUGCUCAGCUUCAUUCAUCCAGAUGGUACUCGUUAGGGAUUGAAGAGAUCCACCUUUGCAUUAUCCAAGAAGAAAAUGUUUGCCCAAGAGACUUUGAGCCAGUGGGGAGAUCACGAAAUAGAUCAUCGAGCUGAGGAAAUAAAAGUGUUUUUAGGCAUUUAGUGGCACCUGAUGGCUUACAGUUGAUGCUUCCCAAUAAUGGCAGCCUGAUUCCUCGAUGCUCAUUAAAGCAGCUCCAGGAGGACCUUUCCUCUAAACAUUAGGUCAGCUAGAGAUGCUGUGUAUGUUUGCAAAGUAAAAAGAUCUUCCUCAGUAGCCUCACAUUUGUCACUAACCUAGGCAGACUUCCACACCCCAGAACUGGUAGAAGCUUUGGAGACCAUCUAAUUCAACUCCUUCACCUUACAAAAAGGGUAAACUGAGGCCCAGAGAUGUGAAUUGAUUUGCCCAGGGUCACAUUACCAUUGAGCUGGGCCUAGACACCAGUUCUCAGCCCCCAGGCACGUGCUCUGCUCUUUCCACAAUACUAAGCUCCCCACCACCCUCAUCCCAUCCCCACCCAAUUAGGCUGCCGAAUAAUAUGAACUGAAGCCCCUGGAUCCUGCCCAAGUGGCUAGGUUGGUUCGGCUAUCAAUGUCAGUGCCUGAAUCGAGGAUGUGGAAGUCUGGCUUUCCUAGGUGGUGUGAGCCUUGGCCUCAGAUAUGUAUAGUGUUAAGUUUAAUCAAUGUUGAAUUGAAUGGGAUGGAAUUGAAGGAAAGAGAAUGUUGGAUUUCUCUAGCAAAGCCUCCUGGGACUUUGAGCCCAUCCAGAAAAUGAAAACAAGUCCAGAAGUCGGUUUAUCACUGAAGUUUAUCACCCACGCCAAGUCUCUCCUAAGUGCUGGGUCUGGGGUCAAACAAAGUAAAGUUUAAACCAAUCCCAGGUCCUUCUUAGCAAACAGCAAAGAAGCAGCAUUUAAAGAUGACUCUUCUAGCCCAUGCUCGCUUACCACUCCCUCCCCUCUAAUAAGCAGAACGGGAGGCUAGAUUUCAUGAUGGACCAAGGAUGAUUGCAUUCCUACCAGGUGAUUUAGAAUAUGCUGCAGAGACAAUGCCAAAGUAAACAUCUAUUUAAUCCAUUCCUACAUCCAAAAGGGUCAGGCCCAGGAACUGCUAGGCCUGGAGACAGGAGCUCCUGAGUUCAAAUCUGGCCUCAGAUACUUCCUAGCCGUGUGACCCUGGACAAGUCAAUUAAUCCCUGUUGCCUAGCCAUUACUGCUCUUCUGCCUUGGAACCCAAACUUAGUCCUUAAUUCUAAGACAGAAGGUAAGGGUUUUAAAAAAAUAAAAGAUCAAGCCUGGAGAACGAUAGGAUUGUUUGGGGUGCAGGAGGGGAAGGGGAUAUCUGAAUAGCAAGGGUCACAGAAGUAGCCUUUUAAAGAUGUUGACCAAAGGAAUGGCCACCCUCCAAUUGCCCGGGGUGGUGGUGAGUUAGCACUUGCCAAGGGCAGGGAUUCCCAGGAAUUUCUCCAAAGUAAGGAAAGUUUUAAACAUUUCUGUGAAAAAGUAAGACUGAGUACUCGGGGCCAAUUCUGGAGAGAUUUUGUUUGGCCGAGCUUUAGUUCCAUUCUCUCCUCCCCCAAAUCCUGAGGAUGGUGAACCAUGCCAGUGAGGCUAGUCUUAUAAACUUACGUGUAUGUCACUGGCAUACCCAUCACCUGGGAGGAGAGAUGGGCCAGGCUACCCAAGUGAGGACCAACGAUAUAGCAGAUGAGGGCAAAGGGCCAGGAGUGACAAGAUGGCCCUAGAAGAAGGGCAUUUGACUUCCUGCUUUGUAUGUACCCUGGACAGCUCCAGUGGGGUGGUGGUGUGCUGGAGAGAAGAUUAAUUCUCAUCCAUCCCUUUCUUUUGUGAUGUCCCACUUUCUUGGACUUUGUUUUCUGCUUGAAUGAAGAAGUCUGUCCUUUUCCAUUCCUCUCGCCGAUCUCCUAGCAUGGUUGAAGACCCUCCUUUUUCUUUGUCGUGAAUGUAGUUGUGUGCCGCCCCCUUGAGAGCAGCAACAAUGUUCACCUGUGAAGAGUUCCUAAGUGUGAUGAAAUCUCAGAGCCUAGCUCAGCUCUGCCAGUGGUGGUGAAUAUUCAUGUUUCUUUCUUCCUUUUUAGAAUGGAGAGGUGCUUAGUAGAGUCUGAUUGCCUACGCCCUGUAAAUAGUGUACAUUUAAUUUAUUGCUACGGUAACACGGUGUAUUGGUUAAUGUAUAAAACAAAUUCUAAAAGGUUCACAAAUGUAUAUUUUGUUGCUUAAAUGUGUCUUUGCAGAAAUUCACAAUAAAUAACAUAUUUUGUGUC
Monodelphis domestica (gray short-tailed opossum) is the source of this 7089-nucleotide messenger RNA. NCBI's taxonomy places the organism in Eukaryota, Metazoa, Chordata, Mammalia, Didelphimorphia, Didelphidae. The record is from RefSeq and is a predicted model, not a curated record.